UUGAGGAUCAGGGAGGGGUUGGUUUAUGGUCAGGAAGUGUGUGCAACAAGCGAAAACAGAAGGUAAACUGUCGGGAUUUGCGCUUCGAUAAGUCGAAACGUUGAAGUGAAUUAUGACUUUUAAGGCCGACGGCACGCAAAGAUGCAAUGGAGGUCAAUAGUCGUGGGCCUUCUCGUUUUGAGGUUGGUUGUGAGUUGCGCCCUGUGGCUAAUAUUCGGACUGGGUCCCAGCUGGGGCUUCGACUUCCCCAUAAAAUUCACGUUCAGCUUGCAUAAAAUUGAACUUCUCCAGAAUGCAGAACAAGCCACGACCAAACCCACCGCCUGGUCGCAACACAUGUACGAGGACAGAAACCCGCAACCGAAGACCUGCUCCAAGAUAAGCGGCGAUUCACCAAAGAAAUUUUAUCUUAGUUUUCUUCGGGAUGCCAGAGAUGAGUACGAUAAAAAGUACAGCUCGUUCCCUGACGCGCUCAAAGUCAAGAUGAGGGGGAUGGCGAGGGAUAUGUUUUAUUUUGGAUAUGAUAACUACAUGAAGUUUGCAUUUCCUGAGGAUGAACUCAACCCUAUAGCUUGUGAAGGUCGAGGGCCUGACGUGCUUAACCCGUCAAAUAUCAACAUCAAUGAUGUCCUUGGAAACUACUCUCUGACUCUCAUUGAUGCUCUUGAUACACUGUUGGUUCUUGGAAAUGUGACCGAAUUCCACCGAGCCGUCAAGCUGGUUAUUGAUACGGUCUCCUUUGACAAGGACUCCACCGUACAAGUCUUCGAGGCCAACAUUAGAAUCCUUGGCAGUUUAAUCUCAUCCCACAUUCUGCUCACUGACCCUCGUCAGCCGUUUGGUGACAUUGAACUGAAGGACUAUGACAAUGAACUUCUUCAUCUUGCACAUGACCUGGCUGUGCGACUGCUGCCUGCAUUUGAGAACACUAGCACAGGCAUCCCCUACCCCAGGGUGAAUUUAAAGAAGGGCGUCCCACCUGACAGCAUCAAUGAGACCUGUACUGCAGGAGCGGGCUCGCUGCUUGUCGAGUUUGGCAUUCUGAGCCGUCUAGUUGGCGACUCUACAUUUGAAUGGGUCGCCCGGCGGGCUGUUAAAGCCUUGUGGGACUUAAGAAGCAAUGAAACCGGAUUGCUGGGGAAUGUGGUGAACAUUCAAACUGGCCAGUGGGUUGGGAAGCAGAGUGGUCUUGGUGCCGGCAUGGAUUCGUUUUAUGAGUAUCUUCUCAAGUCUUACAUCUUGUUUGGAGAGAAGGAAGACUACAAGAUGUUCACUGCGGCUUACGAGAGCAUUCAGAGCCACCUGAGAAGAGGAAGGGAGGCAUGCAAUGAAGGAGAGGGCGACCCACCUCUGUAUGUAAAUGUGAACAUGUUUAACGGACAGAUCAUGAACACAUGGAUCGACUCCCUGCAGGCCUUUUUCCCAGGACUACAGGUUUUGAAUGGAGAUGUUGAAAACGCCAUUUGCCUUCACGCCUUCUACUAUGCAAUCUGGAAGCGUUUCGGAGCCCUUCCUGAACGAUACAACUGGCAGCUUCAGGCCCCAGAUGUGCUUUUCUACCCUUUAAGGCCUGAACUAGUAGAAUCAACGUACCUGCUUUAUCAGGCUACCAAGAACCCUUUUUAUCUUCACGUCGGGAUGGACAUUCUCGAAAGCCUUGAAAAGAAUACCAAAGUCAGGUGUGGUUAUGCUACGCUCCAUCACGUGGUGGAUAAGUCCAAAGAGGAUCGCAUGGAGAGUUUCUUCCUUAGCGAAACCUGCAAAUACCUUUACCUGCUCUUUGAUGAAGACAACCCACUGCACAAGUCUGGUUAUAAAUACGUCUUCACUACAGAGGGCCAUGUAGUGCCAAUAGAUCAGCGAUUCAGGCAGAAGAGCUGGGAAGAGCAGGUUCCCUGUGAAGAGCCCAGAAAUGAGCCAAAAGCCAAUACAAGCAACUGUGAACGGAUUUCUGAAGAGCGACGUUUCAGUCUUCCGCUAAAGAGCAUGUACAUGCGGCAGAUUGACCACAUGGUGGGGCUGUCUUGAUGUCAGUGCGCGCCCUGGAGGCCUCAACACUUUAGGAACCCCCUGGUGGGGUUCAGCAAGUCUGCGAACUGAAAACUUAAGUUUCUUUUGCACAGGAAGUGGUGAGAAUAUUAACUGAACACCGGUACCAGUCAUUCUUUUUUUUUUUUUGUGGACACGACAUGAUGUGGACCAUGUUUGGAUGUUUUUAUCCAUCCAGCGAAGGUCGUCCUCAUGAAAAGACACAAGAAAACAUUCAGGGUGAUCUGAGAUCUGUUCCGUUGUAAUACUGUUUUUGACCCUCUAGGUGGAUUCAUGUUUGUAUUGUGCAAUCUAGUGUGUUUACACACUGUUUCGCAACAAGUUUUCUACAGUGCCAUGUGUAAUGAAAACUUAGUAUUAUAAAGGGCUAUAAUGGGUCAAGAGAUGGUAUGUAUGUUUUAAAAUUCGUCUCAAGGAACAAACUCUUUCGUGAGCUUUAAACUAGAAAUACAGCCUUUUUUGUCUUAAUGCGUCUUUCUCGAAAACAAAUAACAGAUGGACUCAUUUAAUACAAUCUUUUCUUCUGUUCUGCAAUAUGAUCCAGUCUUCAAGUUGUCAUAUCUUGUGCCUUGCUGUUCAAGGUGGCAAUUUUCCAUUUGCAUGGUUUCAUUCACAUUUAUCCAGAUGUUUUUUCUUCAAAAUUGAUUAUGUAGCCUACAAUCUUAUAGUCAUCAGUUCUCAAGCAUACAAUAAUGUCAAUUAAAUCAAAUCUAGAAUUAGAUUUGAAACUUCAACGUCCUGGACCAAACAUUUAACAACAAACAGCAUGUGCCUUUUACAACUUUGGUUUAGUCCUCAGGGUCAUUAGUAUGUGAUUAUUGUUCAGUCACUAUACAGAGGUGAUUUUGCAAAUAUAGCAUUGAUUUUUAAACAAUGUUUACUCUUCUAAUGUUAUACCUUGUUGAAGGAAAUAUGUUCUGAACAAAGCCAUAAUAAGGGAUUAUGAGUGAUCAAUAUAAGAUGAUUUAAAUAAAUGUGUUUCUUUGAUUUACAUAUUAUAACAUAUUCAAAGGAUAUUCUCAGUAUUUAGGUAUAUUUAUGCAGAUUUGUUUUUAUCAGAUAUAAGUAUUCGAAGUAUGGUUGAUUAGAUUUACAUUGAAAGCGUAAAUCUACUUCGUUUCAUUGUUAUCUAACCAUUGGUCUUAAAAAGUUGACAUUGUGCAAAGUGUGAAUUUUAUCUAAUUAAAAUUGAAACAAUCACUCGCAAAA
Paramisgurnus dabryanus is the source of this 3258-nucleotide messenger RNA. It is a transcript of the gene edem1, whose product is annotated as ER degradation enhancer, mannosidase alpha-like 1. Gene Ontology annotation, molecular function: mannosyl-oligosaccharide 1,2-alpha-mannosidase activity; calcium ion binding. The record is from RefSeq and is a predicted model, not a curated record. Gene Ontology annotation, biological process: endoplasmic reticulum mannose trimming; mannose trimming involved in glycoprotein ERAD pathway; carbohydrate metabolic process. Lineage: Eukaryota; Metazoa; Chordata; Actinopteri; Cypriniformes; Cobitidae. Gene Ontology annotation, cellular component: membrane.